Marasmius oreades (fairy-ring Marasmius) is the source of this 2285-nucleotide messenger RNA. RefSeq lists its product as uncharacterized. The record is from RefSeq and is a predicted model, not a curated record. The transcript has 21 exons. Gene Ontology annotation, biological process: transmembrane transport; chloride transport. The coding region runs from base 48 to 2246 and encodes 732 amino acids. Lineage: Eukaryota; Fungi; Basidiomycota; Agaricomycetes; Agaricales; Marasmiaceae. Gene Ontology annotation, molecular function: voltage-gated chloride channel activity. Gene Ontology annotation, cellular component: early endosome; membrane; Golgi apparatus.
GCGCAUCACGUCCGCAUACGGUCAACUUACCAGUUCUGAGGGUACCUAUGCCACUACAAGACCACCAAAGAGAUUCUAAUGGUGAAGCAGAAAUCUACGAACUCGGUGAAAACGGAAGCAUUAUAGAUACCCAAUCCUGCACUCCCGAAUACACAAAACGAUACGUCGAUGGUAGCACAAUUGACUGGUUCUAUGAAGAUUUCAAGGAACAAGAGAGGGAAGAGAGUCAGAGGUCACUGCGAGGAGCGCGUGGAAUCCUCGUGCCGUUUUUUGAUUCGAUGAGGAUGUGGUUAGUGGUCGUUGGGACAGGAAUCGGAAUUGGAUUAAUUGGUGCUUGGUUGGAUGUUCUGGUGAAAUGGCUUUCGGAUCUACGUGUAGGAAGAUGUACAGUGGGAUUCUUCUACAAUUCUGUCAGCUGUUGUAGCGGCUUAAAGCCUGGAGAAUGCAUGGAGUGGCAGUCGUGGAGCGAAUACCUCGAAGUGAAACACAUUUUUGCCGAAUCGUUCCUGCAAAUCUCAAUUUACGUCUCGUUAGCCAUCGCGUUGGCAGGAAGUUCGGCCAUACUGGUGAAAAUCUAUGCGCCUUAUGCAUUUCAUACAGGGAUCCCGGAAAUCAAAGCUAUUCUACGUGGCUACGUUCUCGAUGCCUUUUUGACACCCUGGACGCUUUUGAUAAAGGCCAUUGGGCUAGCACUCUCGGUGUCAUCCGGAUUGUCGUUAGGAAAAGAGGGUCCUCUUAUACAUGUCGCAUGCUGUCUAACUUUCCUGCUCACGAGUUUUUUCAAACAAUUUGAACGUAGUGAAGGUCAAAAACGUAAAUUAUUAGCAGCGUCGGCUGCAGCGGGAGUCUCCGUGGCGUUUGGAAGUCCGUUGGGUGGUGUUAUCUUCAUUCUUGAAGAACUAGACUCCUUCGCUAAUGAUUCGGACGUUAUGUGGAGGGGUUUUGUGGCUUCAGCUAUUGCAGCGGUAGUUCUUCAAUACAUGGAUCCCUUUGGGACUUCUAAACUGGUACUUUUUCAGGUGACCAAUAAUAGCGACACGUGGAGAGCCUUUGAGUUGGUUCCAUGGUUGGCUCUAGGAGUCAUUGGGGGAGUACUCGGCUCGCUUUUGAUAAAACUCAACGUCCAAGUCGCGUUAUAUCGGAGGAAUACCUUUUUGAACGAUUGGCCGGUUUUAGAGGUCGUCGGUGCGAGUGCUAUAACAGCUGCUAUAAGUUAUUUGGUGGUAUUCACUCGGGUCCAGUCUUCUGAAUUAGUGGCAAAUCUCUUUCAAGAAUGCAAACCUUUAAAAGUCGAUUAUCAUGGACUCUGCAAUCCCACGGCUAACGCAGAAAACAUCUUUCUUCUUGUGAUAACGGCUCUUCUCAAGAUAGCGUUUACCGCUUGGACCUUUGGUAUUAUGGUCCCCGCUGGUAUAUUCUUGCCAACGAUUACCAUUGGCGCUUGCCUUGGGAGGGCGGUUGGAAUAUUGACUCAGACAACACAAACCGCGUACGCGGGUACCUGGAUUUUCCAGUCUUGCCCACCAGAACCUACGGUGCGAUGCGUUUCCCCCGGGUUUUAUGCUGUGAUCGGUGCGUCUGCGAUGCUAGCCGGCGUAACGCGCAUGACGGUCUCUCUGGUGGUUAUCAUGUUCGAGCUGACCGGAGCACUAUCUCAUGUUCUUCCUAUAAUGAUCAGUGUUAUGACCGCAAAAUGGGUCGGCGACGCUCUUGGAAAGGACGGUAUAUAUACGGUUUGGAUUGCUAUGAGGGGUUAUCCAUGGUUGGCACCUGUCGAUUAUCACGAUCAAGGGGAAAGCGCGGCAGGGAUUAUGAAACCCGUAGAUGAGCUUGUGUUAAUUGAGGAUGGACAGUGCACGGUUGGGGAGCUCGAUGAUAUGAUCAAGACACAUCAGUAUCAAGGUUUUCCUAUCGUAGAACAACGGCGACUUGUUGGAUAUAUCACAAGAGAUACGCUCAAGUGUCACAUAGGUCGACACUUGUCGAGCGAAUCUCGACUCGGGAGAUGUUCGUUUUCGAAUAGGAACCACAAUGGCGAUGCCAUCGACUUUUCGGACGGUUUGGAGAAAUCCAUUCUCCAUCUGCGAAAGGAGACACCUCAAGAGUUGAUUGUUAGGAUAUUUCAAAGGACGAAUUUCCGAGAGAUACUUUUUACCGAUCGUGGAUAUUUGGUUGGGUUGGUGACGAAGAAGGAUAUUGUCGCGUUACUUACGAUGCAUUUUCCACACACCGGAUCGCUUUCGUAGACUUUAGCCUAUAUAAGGUUCCCGUUGUUACAUUAUAUG